GGCCGGGCGGGCGGGGAGGAGGAGGGAGCGGAAAGGUGACCGGGCGGGUGAGGUCGCGGGCGCGGCACUCCGUGGGUCGUGAGCGGCGUGGGAGCGAUGCUGCGGCCGGCGGCGCGCGGCGCCUGGAACCUGAACCAGAGGCGGGACAUCUCCUCCUGGCUAGCCCGGUGGUUCCCCAAAACCCCAGCCAAGUCUGUGGUGGCCCUGAAAACACCCAUCAAGGUGGAGCUGGUAGCUGGGAAAACCUACAGGUGGUGUGUGUGUGGCCACAGCAAGAAACAGCCCUUCUGCGAUGGCUCCCAUUUCUUCCAACGCACUGGCUUAUCCCCACUCAAGUUCAAGGCCCAGGAGACCCGCACUGUGGCACUUUGUACCUGCAAAGCCACCCAGAAGCCCCCGUACUGCGAUGGGACCCACAGGAGUGAGCGGGUGCAGAAGGCAGAAGUGGGCUCCCCACUGUGAGAGGGUGGCCUUGGCCCGGGCCUGAUGGGAAGCCCUUUGUGCUGAGCGCAAGAAGGGAUCACCAAAAGACCCCCGCACCCACAGCUGGCUUGUGAAGGAAUUGAUCCUGGUAACCUGAGGCCCCAGUCUGGGGCAGCUGGGAGUGGGCCCCUAGUUCAGCACCCACCGGUGGUGAAGACAGCAUUAAACAAGCAUGUCCACCCAGA
This is a messenger RNA of Microcebus murinus (gray mouse lemur), 668 nucleotides long. It is a transcript of the gene CISD3, whose product is annotated as CDGSH iron sulfur domain 3. Lineage: Eukaryota; Metazoa; Chordata; Mammalia; Primates; Cheirogaleidae. Gene Ontology annotation, molecular function: 2 iron, 2 sulfur cluster binding. Gene Ontology annotation, cellular component: mitochondrion. The record is from RefSeq and is a predicted model, not a curated record.